This is a messenger RNA of Pyrus x bretschneideri (Chinese white pear), 870 nucleotides long. RefSeq names its product HVA22-like protein a. The transcript is spliced from 5 exons. The coding region runs from base 182 to 682 and encodes 166 amino acids. The record is from RefSeq and is a predicted model, not a curated record. Lineage: Eukaryota; Viridiplantae; Streptophyta; Magnoliopsida; Rosales; Rosaceae.
CCACCCCGCGUAUUCUUUGGUGGUGCUGAAAUUGUAGGAAGCACCUGUCCCCUUCUACGGUUCUACCGACGCUUCACACACAAGCUGACAAAAAACCCUAGCUUAUUCCAGAAGCGCUUUUCCCAGAAGCUCAUACGGUUUCAGUUCAGAGAGUGGUAGAUUUGCAUUGGGAAGUCGGGAAAUGGGAUCUGGCACCGGCAGCUUCCUCAAAGUGCUUCUCAGGAACUUCGACGUUCUUGCUGGGCCUGUGGUUAGCCUUGUUUAUCCACUAUAUGCAUCGAUUCGAGCGAUAGAGACGCAGUCUCCGGCGGACGAUCGCCAAUGGCUGACUUACUGGAUUCUGUAUUCUAUGAUUACUCUGGUUGAACUCACCUUUGCCAAAGUCAUUGAGUGGAUUCCAAUCUGGUCUUACGCUAAGCUGAUUGCGACUUGUUGGUUGGUCUUCCCAUACACGAGUGGCGCUGCGUAUGUUUAUGAACAUUAUAUCCGACCUUUCUUUCUCAACCCACAUAAAGUUAACAUUUGGUAUGUUCCGGGGAAGAAGGAUGUAUUGGGUAAGGCAAACCAAGACGACGUUUUGGCUGUUGCGGAGAAAUACAUUGCAGAGAAUGGGAUUGAAGCAUUCGAGAAGAUCAUCCACAGGGCUGAUAACAACCAGAGGGGCAGGGCGAUCCGUCUUUGAUGAGGACCGUAAGUACUAUCGAGAAUAUUAGCCAUACGUUUCACUGCAUCUAGUCCCGCGGUCUUGUAAAGAAGACGAUGUUGGGCGUUACCUUUUCCAUAGCUGGUAGCGUAUCUGUAUCUUUCGGUUUUGUAAACGAUACUGAAUGUUUCUUGUUUACUAAUAAUGUUGUUAUCAUGGUUUGGCGA